Nothoprocta perdicaria is the source of this 2267-nucleotide messenger RNA. RefSeq names its product Rho related BTB domain containing 2 (gene RHOBTB2). Gene Ontology annotation, biological process: small GTPase-mediated signal transduction. Lineage: Eukaryota; Metazoa; Chordata; Aves; Tinamiformes; Tinamidae. Bases 66 to 2267 code for a protein of 733 amino acids. The transcript is spliced from 10 exons. Gene Ontology annotation, molecular function: protein binding; GTPase activity; GTP binding. The record is from RefSeq and is a predicted model, not a curated record.
GGCGAGCCCGGCCCCGGCCCCGGCCCCUGGGAGCCGCCGCUUCGUCUCCGUGGCUGUCCCAAUUAAUGGAUUCUGACAUGGAUUAUGAGAGGCCAAACGUAGAAACUAUCAAGUGCGUUGUGGUCGGGGACAACGCGGUGGGCAAAACGCGGCUCAUCUGUGCCCGCGCCUGCAACGCCACCUUGACCCAGUACCAGCUCCUCGCCACCCACGUGCCCACGGUCUGGGCCAUCGACCAGUACCGCGUUUGCCAGGAGGUGCUGGAACGCUCCCGGGACGUGGUAGAUGAUGUUAGUGUGUCCCUGCGGCUCUGGGACACCUUUGGAGACCACCACAAGGACCGCCGCUUCGCCUACGGGAGGUCGGACGUCGUGGUCUUGUGCUUCUCCAUCGCCAACCCCAACUCCCUGCACCAUGUGAAGACCAUGUGGUACCCGGAGAUCAAGCACUUCUGUCCUCGUGCCCCGGUCAUCCUGGUGGGCUGCCAGCUUGACCUGCGCUAUGCCGACCUGGAGGCCGUGAACAGGGCCCGGCGGCCCCUGGCCAGGCCCAUCAAACCCAAUGAGAUCCUGCCCCCAGAGAAGGGGAGGGAGGUGGCCAAGGAGCUGGGGAUCCCCUACUACGAGACCAGCGUGGUGGCCCAGUUUGGCAUCAAGGACGUCUUUGACAACGCCAUCCGCGCCGCGCUCAUCUCUCGUCGGCACCUGCAGUUCUGGAAGUCCCACCUCCGCAACGUGCAGCGGCCCCUGCUGCAAGCCCCCUUCCUGCCCCCCAAGCCUCCUCCACCCAUCAUCAUCGUCCCAGACCCUCCUUCCAACAACGAGGAGCACCCGGCCCACCUCCUGGAGGACCCUCUGUGCGCAGAUGUCAUCCUGGUGCUGCAAGAGAAGAUCAAAAUCUACGCACACAAGAUCUACCUCUCCACCUCCUCCUCCAAGUUUUACGACCUGUUCCUCAUGGACCUGAGCGAGGAGGACCAGCAGAGCGUGGCAGGGCACAGCUUUGGGAGCGCCGCCGCCGCGGCCGCCGAGCGGGUGCUGCACCAGGAGGAGAGGCACCACGCGCGGGAUUUCCUCCUCCGCGCUGCUAGCUUUGACAUCUGUGAGAGUGCCGAGGAGGCCGGCUCCGGCCAGCGACAACCGUGCCUUAGAGCCUCCACCAGUGACGGCAUCCUGCGGGGCAACAGGUAUGAGAACGGGGAGUGUGGGCUGCGCCGGGGAAGGGACCUCUCCUCUUGGAGCCGGGCCUUCAUGAGCAUCCAGGAGGAGAUGGCGGAAGACCCCCUGACCUACAAGUCCAAGCUCAUGGUGGUGGUAAAGAUGGACGCUUCCAUCCAGCCGGGUCCCUUCCGCGCCGUGCUCAAGUACCUGUACACGGGGGAGCUGGACGAGAAGGAGCGGGACCUCAUGCACAUCGCUCACAUCGCUGAGCUGCUGGAGGUCUUCGACCUGCGCAUGAUGGUGGCCAACAUCCUCAACAACGAGGCGUUCAUGAACCAGGAGAUCACCAAAGCCUUCCACGUGCGGAGGACCAACCGGGUGAAGGAGUGCCUGGCCAAGGGGACCUUCUCCGACAUCACCUUCGUGCUGGACGACGGGGCCAUCAGCGCGCACAAGCCGCUGCUCAUCUCCAGCUGCGACUGGAUGGCGGCCAUGUUCGGCGGCCCCUUCGUGGAGAGCUCCACGAGCGAGGUGGCCCUGCCCCACACCAGCAAGAGCUGCAUGCGCGCCGUGCUCGAGUACCUGUACACGGGCCAGUUCAGCUCCAGCCCCGACCUGGACGACAUGAAGCUCAUCAUCCUGGCCAACCGCCUCUGCCUGCCGCACCUCGUGGCCCUCACUGAGCAGUACACAGUCACCGGGCUGAUGGAGGCGGCGCAGAUGAUGGUGGACAUCGACGGGGACGUGCUGGUGUUCCUGGAGCUGGCCCAGUUCCACUGCGCGUACCAGCUCGCUGACUGGUGCCUCCACCACAUCUGCACCAACUACAACAACGUGUGCCGCAAGUUCCCCCGCGACAUGAAGGCCAUGUCGGGAGAGAACCAGGAGUACUUCGAGAAGCACCGCUGGCCCCCCGUCUGGUACCUGAAGGAGGAGGACCACUACCAGCGAGCGCGCAAGGAGCGCGAGAAGGAAGACUACCUCCACCUCAAGCGGCAGCCCAAGCGGCGCUGGCUCUUCUGGAACGCGCCCGCCGCGGCCGGGCCCUCCGCGCCCGCCGCCUCCUCCUCCUCGUCCUCGUCGUCCUCCUCGUCGGCCGUGGUGUGA